AUGGCUGAGACAACGAGGGAUGAAGAUCGGACCGAGGAAGACAACCGGAAAGGAGGUAGGAAUGUGAUUCUACUGGAAGAGGCAGACAUAUCAGAAGGUAUUAACGCUUGCUCCAAUAGUCUCUUUGGCAGACUCUUUACUUCCAAAACCUUCUCAAUUGGAACCAUGGGGAAUGCUUUAAAGGCUAUAUGGGGAAACCCAGAAGGAUUUAGCGUGAGCGAUAAAGGGGAUAAUUCCUUCCAAUUCUUUUUUAAUAAAGAAGUGGAUGUCUUGCGUGUUGAACGUGGUUCUCCAUGGCUAUUCAAAGAUUAUGUGCUCCAUGUCAAGAGAUGGAAGGAAGAUUAG
This is a messenger RNA of Arachis duranensis, 345 nucleotides long. RefSeq lists its product as uncharacterized. NCBI's taxonomy places the organism in Eukaryota, Viridiplantae, Streptophyta, Magnoliopsida, Fabales, Fabaceae. Bases 1 to 345 code for a protein of 114 amino acids. The transcript has a single exon. The record is from RefSeq and is a predicted model, not a curated record.